AUGUAUGCUGGUCAAACAUGGACAUUGAGCGAAGAAACGAUACUUCUCAAUCAUCACUAUCAACUUGGAGAUAUCAUCGAACGUGGUCCCUUAAGUACAGUUUAUCGUGCUGUACAUCGUAUAACUUCAAAACUUUAUUCGGUAAAAAGUAUCAAUUUACAAAAAUAUUCUAUUACUUCCGGAUUAACCCGAACAGAUGUGGAUAAUGAAAUUGAAAUUUGUGCAGUGCUGAAACAUCCAUUUUUGUGUGAAUUAAAAGAUGUGAUAGCUGGUGAAAAAACUGUUCAUAUGGUUUUUGAAUUUCUUGAUGGUGAUGAUAUAUGCUUUGAAAUUGUUAAACGAGCCAGUGCUGGUUUUGUUUACAGUGAAGCUGUUGCCAGUCACUAUAUGAGACAAUUAAUGGAAGCAUUGGAAUAUAUGCACAGCCAAGGAAUUAUUCAUCGUGAUAUUCGACCACAUAAUAUUGUGCUUGCAAGUAAAGAUAAUUCAGCACCACUAAAAUUGACUGGUUUUGGUGUUUCAAUUAAAUUACCAACUCCAGCUGCAACUAUUCGAGCUGGUCGUGUUGGUGUAUGCUAUUUUAUGGCACCGGAAGUUGUAAGUGAUGCGGAAUACGGUACAAAAGCUGAUAUGUGGAGUGCUGGUGUAUUACUGUACAUAUUACUUUGUGGACGUUUACCAUUUAUUGGCACACGACAGGAUAUUUAUGAAGAUAUCACUGAAGGAAAAUAUUCGCAUCAUGGUGGAACAUGGCAACAGAUUAGUGAUUCAGCAAAAGAUCUUUUGAUCAGAUUGCUCACCGUUAAUCCAAAUAAUAGGAUAUCUGCAGAAGGUGCCUUAAAUCAUGAAUGGUUACGUGAACGUAGUCGAUUUGCGCCUCGUAAACAUUUGCAAAAUACUGUGGAACAAAUUCGAAGGUAUAAUGCACGUCGAAAAUUAAAAAGCAAUAUAUUAUCGGCUGUAAACAACAAAAAAUGGUCAGAAGGAUUUGAUGCUACCGUAAUUGCAACACAUUCAGAUGCUGUGAUCAGUGGUGAUCUUUUGCCUGGUGGUGAUACGUGUGAUGCGGACGGUUGUACAAGACGUGGUCCGGAACAGGUGAUACCAAAAGAUUUAGCCGGUGUUGAAAAGAUAUUAACAUCAUUGGAUCAAAUAGCUACGCUUGCAGAUGCACCUUUUAGUGCUGAAAUAUUGGAUCCAUCGGUAAUAAAUUCAUCAUUGGAGAAUGCCGAUUUAAAAAUAUUAUUAAUGCUAAAAAUGGCACAAUAUAUUUAG
Messenger RNA from Acanthocheilonema viteae, 1275 nucleotides. Lineage: Eukaryota; Metazoa; Nematoda; Chromadorea; Rhabditida; Onchocercidae. The record is from the annotation of a GenBank genome assembly.